AUGAUUCAGAACAUUGAGAAGACAGCUCUGCUCUCUGAGUAUGUUAAUCUGCUUACUGCUGAGAUGGAACCUGAGACAGCAGAUCAGAAAAUGUGGGAUUUUGAGACACAGAUUGACCUGGCUGAGAGAAAGCAGCAGAAACCCUUCUCUGAGAAGACAGUGAAGAAAGAUUUUGAGAUGAUUAUCAUCUCAGAUGAGAAGAAGAAGAAGAAGAAGAAGAAGAAGAAGAAGAAGAAGAAUGAGAAGUGA
Molecule: messenger RNA, 249 nt
Organism: Blastomyces dermatitidis ER-3
Lineage: Eukaryota; Fungi; Ascomycota; Eurotiomycetes; Onygenales; Ajellomycetaceae
Exons: 1
Coding region: 1-249 (82 amino acids)
Source: RefSeq, a predicted model, not a curated record